AUGGAGAGCCAAAUGCAGCGCCGCAUGUUGAUCAUUGAAGACGACGCACCUAUUCGUGAAAUGGUCGCCUUUACCCUUGGGCGCCAUGACAUGGCGUGUCUCGAAGCGCAGGAUGUUCGCGAAGCGCAGCGCCACCUCGCGACAGGCCUGCCCGACUUGAUUCUACUGGACUGGAUGCUGCCGGGGAUGAGCGGGUUGGAUUUUGCUCGAUACUUGCGCAAGCAGGACCUGACGCGAGAUAUCCCAGUCAUUAUGCUGACUGCCCGCAGCGAAGAAAAUGACCGAAUUCGCGGCCUGGAUUCGGGUGCUGACGACUACCUAACCAAGCCAUUCUCAACCCGAGAGUUGAUUGCCAGAAUACACGCGGUGUUGCGGCGCAGCGCGCCCGGUGGCGAGGACCGAGUCAUUCGCAUCGGCGGCCUUGAAAUUGACCUUGCCUCACACCGUGCUACGCUGAUGAAAACCGUCGUUCUGGGACCAACCGAAUUCAGGCUGCUGUCGUACCUGAUGUCCCAUCCGGAGCGGGUCCACAGUCGCGGUCAAUUGCUCGACGCGGUCUGGGGCAGCGAUGUCUACGUGGACGAACGAACCGUGGACGUGCACAUUCGGCGGGUACGAAAAGUGAUUCAAGAGUCUGGCUAUGACAAGUAUGUUCAAACAGUGCGCGGUGCCGGUUACCGCUUCUCGACAACGCCCUAG
Nerophis lumbriciformis (worm pipefish) is the source of this 699-nucleotide messenger RNA. The record is from RefSeq and is a predicted model, not a curated record. NCBI's taxonomy places the organism in Eukaryota, Metazoa, Chordata, Actinopteri, Syngnathiformes, Syngnathidae.